This is a messenger RNA of Medicago truncatula (barrel medic), 2228 nucleotides long. RefSeq names its product anaphase-promoting complex subunit 8. The transcript is spliced from 4 exons. Lineage: Eukaryota; Viridiplantae; Streptophyta; Magnoliopsida; Fabales; Fabaceae. The record is from RefSeq and is a predicted model, not a curated record. Gene Ontology annotation, cellular component: anaphase-promoting complex. Gene Ontology annotation, molecular function: protein binding. Bases 84 to 1817 code for a protein of 577 amino acids. Gene Ontology annotation, biological process: anaphase-promoting complex-dependent catabolic process; positive regulation of mitotic metaphase/anaphase transition; protein ubiquitination.
UAAAUUAGAGAAGUAUUAAUUAACUGAUUUGGAGUGAACAAUUUGAAAAAGCAGGAGUAGGUAACAUCGUUGGCAUACUCAAAAUGAGUUCAAAAGAAAGUUGCAGAAGCGAACUUCGCAUCGCAAUUCGUCAACUCACAGAUCGUUGUCUCUAUUCUUCUUCCAAAUGGGCAGCAGAGCAAUUGGUAGGAAUAGAGCAAGAUCCAUCGAAGUUCACUCCAUCAAAUACGAGGUUUCAGAGAGGUAGUUCAAGUAUUCGACGAAAGUACCGAACACAUGAGAUUACACCGACGACAACACCGAUUGCCGGUGUUUCGUAUGUGGCUACUCCGGUUAUGGAAGAGGAUGAAUUUGUUGAUGGUGAUUUUUAUCUUUUGGCUAAGAGUUACUUUGAUUGUCGGGAGUAUAGAAGAGCUGCUCAUGUUCUUCGUGAUCAAAUUGGGAGGAAAUCGGUUUUCUUAAGAUCUUAUGCUCUUUAUUUGGCCGGAGAAAAGCGAAAAGAGGAAGAGUUGAUAGAACUUGACGGACCUCUGGGUAAAAGUGAUGCUGUGAAUCAGGAAUUCGUUUCAUUAGAGAGGGAGUUGUCUACACUUCGCAAGAAUGACAAAGUUGAUCCUUUUCUUUUGUACUUAUAUGGUCUCAUACUGAAACAGAAAGGCAAUGAUACUUUGGCACGCACAGUUCUUGUGGAAUCUGUAAAUAGCUACCCUUGGAACUGGAAUGCAUGGACUGAGCUACAAUCCUUAUGCACUACAGUUGAUAGCUUGAAUAGUCUUAAUCUCAAUAGUCAUUGGAUGAAGGAAUUUUUUCUUGCUAGUGCCUACCAAGAAUUAAGGAUGCAUAACGAGUCUCUGUCAAAAUAUGAAUAUCUACUCGGAACUUUUGGUUUUAGUAAUUAUAUUCAAGCUCAAAUUGCUAAAGUCCAGUACAGUUUGAGAGAAUUUGAGCAAGCUGAAGCUAUAUUUGAAGAUCUGUUGAGGACUGAUCCCUACAGAGUGGAAGACUUGGAUGUGUACUCCAAUGUGCUCUAUGCUAAGGAAUGCUUUUCUGCUUUGAGUCACCUUGCGCAUAGAGUAUUUACGACGGAUAAAUACAGACCUGAAUCUUGUUGUAUUAUUGGGAAUUAUUACAGUUUAAAAGGACAACAUGAAAAAUCAGUUGUAUAUUUUAGGAGAGCUCUUAAACUGAACAAAAAUUAUCUCUCUGCUUGGACACUCAUGGGUCAUGAGUUUAUAGAGAUGAAAAAUACUCCUGCCGCUGUGGAUGCCUAUCGUCGGGCUGUUGAUAUAGACCCGUGUGAUUAUCGUGCUUGGUAUGGACUGGGACAAGCAUAUGAGAUUAUGAGUAUGCCUUUCUAUUCGCUUCAUUACUUCAAAAAAUCUGUUUUCUUGCAGCCAAAUGAUUCUCGGUUGUGGAUAGCUAUGGCUCGAUGCUAUGAGACUGACCAGCUUCGCAUGCUCGAUAAGGCAAUAAAAUGUUACAGAAGGGCAGCAAAUUAUAAUAACAGUGAAGCAAUUGCUCUGCACCAACUAGCGAAGCUGCAUUCAGAGCUCGGACGCCCCGAAGAGGCAGCGUUUUACUACAAAAAAGAGUUAGAGAGUAUGGAAUCUGAAGAGAGGGACGGGCCUCACAUGGUUGAGGGUUUGCUCUAUCUUGCAAACUAUUACAAAUCGAUAAAAAGAUUUGAAGAAGCAGAGGUUUAUUGUACACGCCUUCUUGAUUAUACUGGCCCAGAGAGGGAGACAGCAAAAAGUUUACUAAGAGGGAUGCGGUCGACACAAUCUAGUUUCCCAGAUGCUGAGCACUUUCCUUCCUAAUUUCUCUAAUGAAGCAUUGGUGCAUAUUACAUUUUGGUUUCAAUUCAUUCUCAUACCUUUUGCCGCGUCAGAAAUAAUGGCAAACAUGAAAAUGAUAAGAAUGAUUCUCAUACUUUAAUGCGUGCUGCUCUAGUAGACAAGCAUCAUAGCACAUUUAAGUCCAAAGUAGUAAUCUGGUUUCCAAGAACAUGAGUCUGAAGUUAGGAAAACCUUUCUUCUCUUCUAUAAUGACUAAACAGUUUAGGCCAUGUUUGAUUUUGUAACAAUGUAAAAGGGAUAAGAUAGGAUAAAACCAAGUGUUCCAUGUUUUUGAUUUAAAAUAGUUGUAGAAUAGGACAAAACAGCAGAAACUAUUCCAACCCCUUGUAUUUGAUUCUACUUCUAAUUUUUUCUUCUUCUGCUUUUUCUGUU